Molecule: messenger RNA, 421 nt
Organism: Grammomys surdaster
Lineage: Eukaryota; Metazoa; Chordata; Mammalia; Rodentia; Muridae
Product: chromaffin granule amine transporter-like
Exons: 4
Biological process (GO): aminergic neurotransmitter loading into synaptic vesicle; transmembrane transport
Cellular component (GO): terminal bouton; synaptic vesicle membrane
Molecular function (GO): serotonin:sodium:chloride symporter activity
Source: RefSeq, a predicted model, not a curated record
GUAGUAGCCAACUCUGCAGAUACUGUGUGAUAAUAGCUCUUUUUCUUCCAGGUGGCUGUGCUCCCUUGUUGGAAUGUUGGCUGUAGGUGUCAGCUUGCUCUGUGUACCUCUGGCUCACAAUAUUUUUGGUCUCAUUGGCCCCAAUGCAGGCCUUGGCUUUGCUAUAGGCAUGGUGGAUUCCUCUCUGAUGCCCAUCAUGGGAUACCUGGUGGACUUACGCCACAGCUCUGUGUAUGGGAGUGUCUACGCCAUCGCUGAUGUGGCUUUUUGUGUGGGCUUUGCUAUUGGCCCAUCUACCGGGGGUGUUAUUGUACAGGUCAUCGGCUUCCCUUGGCUCAUGGUCAUCAUUGGUACCAUCAACAUCAUCUAUGCCCCUCUCUGCUGCUUCCUGAAGAACCCACCAGCAAGGGAGGAGAAGCUG